AUGUCCUUUGUAGACCUCAAACACAUUCCCUGUCCCAAGGGAGAGCAAUGCACAGCUUUCAUGUGCCUCUUCCAGCAUAAAGCAGACAGGGAUAAGAUGGCGGCACCUUCAGCACCGGCACUCAACGCGUCAGGAACGUCGGCAGAAAGGUCGACUGAUACCACGACGGAUGCAACCCGGGAUGGCCCUCGAAAACGUCUGAAGGUUGCCCAAGACGUCAGAAACCCCGCCGAUUCUACAAGAGCUCCCACUCCUGUCAAAACGACCUCAAAACAAGACGUUACCGCACCAAGACCAGAUGACACUCUGUCACCUGUCGCUCGGCCCAUCUCACCUCCACCUUUAAAGCGCCCGUCAUCCUCCUCCUCCACGGCUGAUUCACCUGCCACUACUGCAUCCUCUACUACAAACCCAACCUCACUUCAAAAAGACACUCCUUCCACCCCCUCCAAGACCGAGCCUCCCAAGACUAUCAGGAAGGCUGAGGCUCUCAACCCUCGUUUACUCAAAUCAUCACCGGCAAAGUUCGAGAUUCGAUUCAAGCUCGUGCAACUGCUACACGAACAAUACGUUCGCCUAAACAACGAGCUCGAGAAGACUGCCAAAGACGCAGAAGAGAAGCAGCUCGUUCUCAAAGACCAAGAUCUCAUUUGGAGAGUCCUUGACGAAGAAGAAUCCACGGCGAUAGAGAAAGGUGCCAUCUACUCAAACGUAAUUAAGAACAAAAUCAUGCAGUACAAAAAGAUGACGCUGCUCCAGUGGAAGGAGGAGAGAGUCGUUCAACGCCGCCAAACAACCCCAAAGGGUCCUCACAACAAGGCUGCAGUCCCUCCCAAGAAGAUUGUUACGGGCUUGAACUCGGCCCAGGAAGUUCAGCUUGUUCGCCAACUCAUCACCCCCAUCGAUGGCCUUGCCGUCCAUGGCUAUGUCUCCUCUGUCCCUGCCGAGGCUGACAUCCAGAAGGCUCGUGAGGGUCUUGAUGCCGCAAAGGGUUGGGAGAAGUGUGACCGCUGCGACAAGCGCUUCCAGAUGUUCCCCGGAAGAAGAGAAGAGGAUGGAGCUCUCGCCUCCGGCGGCAGUUGCAACUUCCACUGGGGCAAGACCUACUUCCCCGAGCGCCAAAUGGGUGACAGAUCCCAGCAACCCAAACGCUACCGAUGCUGUGGCCAAGCCGUCGGAGACUCUGCCGGUUGUCAUUCCAACGUUCACCACGUCUUCAAGGCAUCGGAUCCCAAGAGACUGGCUUCCGUUCUCAACUACGCCGAGACACCCGCCAACCCCAAUGCUCCCACCGACAGAGCUGUUGGCUUCGAUUGCGAAAUGUGCUACACAGUUCAUGGCCUUGAGCUCAUCCGUAUCACUGCAACCUCUUGGCCCGAUGGAGAGGAGCUCUUGGACGUCCUCGUUCAGCCCAUCGGUGAGAUCCUUGAUCUCAACUCGCGCUACUCGGGUGUGUGGCCCGAAGACAUGGCAUCCGCGGAGCCCUGGACUGCGAAGGAAGAAGAUCCAACUCCUGCCCAGGCGAAAACGAUGUCGAGCCCUAAGAAGACCAAGAAGAAGAUGAAGGUUGUGUCGUCGCCUGAAAUUGCCCGCGAUCUUCUCUUUGCCCUCAUCAGCCCCGAGACUCCACUGAUUGGUCACGGACUGGAGAAUGAUUUGAAUGCCGUUCGCAUCGUCCACCCUACAGUCAUCGACACCGUUCUUCUCUUCCCUCACAAGCAUGGCCUUCCGUACCGCCUGGGCCUGAAGAUGCUGAUGGACAACCUUCUGAGCCGCAAAAUCCAAGUUGAGACGGCUGGCAAAGUUCAGGGACACGACAGUGCGGAAGACGCCCGGGCUGCGGGAGAUCUCGUGCGCCUCAAGCUCUCGGAGGAAUGGAAGAGCAUGAAGCUCAAGGGUUGGAAGCUCGAGGGUGGUGAAUUCGUUCCGCCUGGUGGCAAGGUGGAUGAUUUCAAUGGUCACUUGACUGCCGAGUUCCUUGAAUCUGCCCUUUAG
Molecule: messenger RNA, 1995 nt
Organism: Colletotrichum phormii
Lineage: Eukaryota; Fungi; Ascomycota; Sordariomycetes; Glomerellales; Glomerellaceae
Product: exonuclease
Exons: 2
Coding region: 1-1995 (664 amino acids)
Cellular component (GO): nucleus
Molecular function (GO): nucleic acid binding; exonuclease activity
Source: RefSeq, a predicted model, not a curated record